Molecule: messenger RNA, 1814 nt
Organism: Cryptotermes secundus
Lineage: Eukaryota; Metazoa; Arthropoda; Insecta; Blattodea; Kalotermitidae
Gene: Achl
Product: la-related protein 6
Exons: 1
Coding region: 184-1590 (468 amino acids)
Biological process (GO): RNA processing
Cellular component (GO): nucleus
Molecular function (GO): mRNA binding
Source: RefSeq, a predicted model, not a curated record
ACGCCAGUGGUUCAAUGUGGUGGGGGUCCAGUGGUCUACUUUACCGAGCUAGUUAGCCAACUGCUUGCGUCUUAUUUACUCAGUGCUCUUCUAGUCAGUCGGCUCUGCUAGUUGCUACUGCGCAGUCAAAGCAGGGCUUGUCGUACAUUCCGCAAGUUCGAACUGUUUGCUAAAAACGUGACCAUGUCGCCACCGAAGAAAGAAGAAUGUAUUGAAUUCGCCGACGUAGAAACAGACAAGGUUGGUGAUACACUAUUCUCGCCACCGCCAAUGAAGCAUUCUCAAACCCGCGACAGUAUAUCCUCAAUUGACAGCGACAUUUCGUUAACUUACGAUGGGAAUGGUGAGCCCACUGCAGUGGCACCCAGUUCUGGGGACGACGAGGGGGCUCAUCUGGCGGACCAGUCGGACUGUGGCUCAGAUACAGGCUCUACGACGGGUAAAGAUUCAGGCUGUGAGGUGACCGACAAACCCCAGGAACCAUCCUUUAUAGAACCAGAUGAUGAACUGGCCAACCGGAUCGUGACACAGGUGGAAUUUUAUUUUUCGGACGUGAACAUUACAAAGGACGCGUUCCUGCUGAAGCACGUAAAACGCAACAAAGAAGGGUUCGUGUCCCUGAAGCUUAUCUCAAGUUUUAAGAGGGUAAAACAUCUUGCUAAAGAUUGGCGUGUUGUCGCGUAUGCUCUCGCCCGAUCAACAAAACUUCAGAUUAACGAAACGGGCACCAAAUUACGGCGAUUAGCACCGUUACCACAGUACGACGAAACGACGCCUUCUCGAACUGUAGUAGCCAUGCACCUUCCACAUGACAAGCCCACAAUCGAGAGCGUGGCAGAGCUGUUCUCCUGCUACGGCGAGAUUGCCCUGGUUCGUAUCUUGCGGCCCGGAAAUCCUGUACCUGCAGAUGUCCGCAACUUUGUAGCUAAACGUCCCGAGCUGGACGGUGUCGUGUGCGCCCUAGUGGAGUUUGUGCAUAAGGAAUCUGCUGAAAGGGCGGUACAAUCACCAGACAGGGACUGGAAGGGGCAUAGUCUGGGCAUCAAAGUAGUGGAGCUCAACGUCCCCGAACGCACGAAGAAGAAGUCUCUGCCCAACAAGAAGACGGCGCUCGCCAGGUUUUUCGAGUCGGAGUGCUCUUCGUCCUGCCCCAGUGGGUCCGAGGCAGAGCAGGAAACUCGCCAAAGGUACAGAUUGCGCCGCUGCUGCUCCUCCUCCUCCUCUUCGUCCAGUGGGCCUUCCGCCCCCAGCACCACAAGCUCCAGUUGGAUGCAGCGCCGCCUUGCCUACAGCAGGGACUCCGGCUCGGAGAGCAGCAGCUCUAGCCUGUACGGUAGGUCGCGGUGCAACAGCGUGGUGUCUGACGCCGGCAGCUGCAGUCCCUAUGUCCGUUCUCGCUACAACAGUGGCAUGUCGGACAGUCACCGCUCCCGCUGCAACAGUGGCAUCUCGGACACUCGUCCCCGAAGUAAUAGUGGUGCUUCACAUCUACCAGACAAUGUUGUUCGGCUGCCACGCGGGCCGGAUGGGACUCGCGGUUUCCAUUGCGGCUACCGGGAGCAAAUCGCGGCCAUUCUGGCUGUGGGCUGAGCCCGAGAUUCGUUCGUCUGUUUUCAAUGUGCAUGUCCACUGCUCGUAAAGUUGAACAUUUUAUACGGCAGAUACAUGUUUCUAUUUAUUGGCAGUCUUGCUUUGAAUGGUUAAUGGAAAAGUGUGAGCCGUCAACAUGUAGACAUUCUACCAAAGACAAUGUAAACUAACGUUAGCUGUCAGUUUAUGUUACUUUUGUUACACGUAAAUAAAUAUAUCGACGA